Molecule: messenger RNA, 1155 nt
Organism: Drosophila grimshawi
Lineage: Eukaryota; Metazoa; Arthropoda; Insecta; Diptera; Drosophilidae
Gene: Or82a
Product: odorant receptor 82a
Exons: 6
Coding region: 1-1155 (384 amino acids)
Biological process (GO): detection of chemical stimulus involved in sensory perception of smell; sensory perception of smell
Cellular component (GO): plasma membrane
Molecular function (GO): olfactory receptor activity; odorant binding
Source: RefSeq, a predicted model, not a curated record
AUGUCACGUCUAUUCCAAUUGCAAGAGAACUGUCUGCGCCUGAUGGGCCACAACAUUGAGAGUUCCGGCGAUGGAUUUAAACAUUUGAGCCUGAAGCAUAUUGCGUCUCUGCUCUUUGUGAUAUCGGCUGUGUAUCCGCUACUUUAUUAUGUCAUUUAUAAUCGGGAUGACAUGGAGCUGAUUACGGCCGGUCUGAGUGUCGUGUUCACCAACUUGCUGACUGUCAUCAAGAUUUCGACGUUUCUUGUCUACAAGCAAAACUUUUGGCAAAUGCUGCACAGCUUCAGGCAACUCUAUUUGAAAUCCCAUCAAAAGGUGGCAGAAGAAGAUGGAGAUGAUACCGCCUACUUGGUGCAGGCCAAUAAAUUGGCCACAAAUCUCGGCCGGGCUUAUUGCAUUUCAUGCGGCUUCACCGGUCUCUACUUUAUGCUCGGACCCAUCGUCAAGAUUAUCAGCAGCAGUUGGCGUGGAGUGGUCUACGCUAGAGAGCUGCCAAUGCCCAUGAAAUUUCCCUUCAAUGAUGUGAACACUCCCGGCUAUGAGGUUGGCUUUAUUUAUACGAUGUUUGUAACGAUUGUUGUGGUCCUCUACGCCUCGGCAGUUGACGGUCUCUUUAUAUCUUUUGCCAUUAAUCUGCGAGCGCAUUUCCAGACGCUGCAGCAGGAAAUUCGUGAAUUGACCUUUGACCAGGCGGGACAUCAACAACAACUGGUCAAAGCGGUGGAUUACCAUGUGCACAUUCUCAGUUUGUCCAAGCGGCUAAGAGUCAUCUACACUCCAAUUGUAUUUGGACAGUUCUUCAUUACCUCACUGCAGGUGGGCGUUAUCAUCUAUCAGAUUGUAACGCACAUGAACUCAAUUAUGGCGUUGCUCGUUUACUUAUCAUUUUUGUUUUCCAUAAUGUUGCAACUGUUUAUGUACUGCUAUGGAGGCGAAAUCAUCAAAGUUGAGAGUUUGCAGGUUGGCAUUGCUGUCCAAACAUGCAACUGGCAUUUGGCUGCACCCAAGCAGCGGCGUUCUCUGGUUUUCAUUAUGCAUCGUUCCCAGCGGCAGAUGCUCAUCAAGGCAGGCUUCUAUGAAGCUUCAUUGGCCAAUUUUCUAUCGAUCUGUCGUGCUGCAAUGUCGUUUAUAACACUUAUUCAGUCUAUUGAGUAA